Molecule: messenger RNA, 1122 nt
Organism: Rhipicephalus sanguineus (brown dog tick)
Lineage: Eukaryota; Metazoa; Arthropoda; Arachnida; Ixodida; Ixodidae
Exons: 11
Coding region: 188-997 (269 amino acids)
Source: RefSeq, a predicted model, not a curated record
GUACGAUGCACGUGCACGGCUGCAGAUGAGGACACCACCGCGUUGUUGUGAAGCAUCAUUUGUAUAUACGGAGUUCGCAUACAAGCGCGGUAGGUGUUUUCUUGCGUGCUCGCACAUUCCGUGCCCAUCGAUCACGUGGGACGCGAGAGAGCUGACGACUCCCGGAUAAACACCGAAGCGCAAUAAGAUGGGCACACCGAUGGACGUUCCGCUGUCAAUCGCCCUGGUCGCAGCCAUGAUUUCUUCUCCUGGAGCUAACGCUGAAAAUAAUGAAUUAGCACGAGUAUCCUGCCUUCAUUUACGCUUUCCCGACCUCCUGAACAUAAGUCACUGCUUAGGUAACGUGCUAGACAUGUGCGGUCGCAGAAAACCUUACAUAGUACUGGCCCUGCAAAAACUUGGCAAAUGCAUCAUGAACGCCAUAUUUUCCAGAAGAUCGUUGAAACUCAUCCUCAUGGCUUUGAAAAAACCCAUAAUAUUUGCAUUCAAAAUGUUACUUCCAAGAGUGUCGAAGGUCGUGGCACCCGUUCUCGAGGUGCUUCUGCCGAGGCCAUGUAACGCAGAUCAGAAGAAAAGUGGAACCUGCGAUAGGCACCUGCUAUCACAAAAUCCGUGCAGCGGCGUCGUCAAUGUCACCUUCAGCGACCCGCUGGACAUCAGAGACUGCAUUGAUAUCAGUAAAUUAAUGUGUUUUGAACCAGGUGCUGAUAAGGACCAGAUGGUGACCGAAUUCAUGAGCACUAUCGUGUGCGCGAUGAGGAAAUUACCCGUGCUAAACGUUCGGCUAAUGCUGAAGAUGCUCCUCUGCAGAGUCAUGGCAUGGCUCAUCGAGUUUCUACGAGUCAGAGACUUCAACACGAUGAAGAGGGUGGUAGAGGCGUUUCACGCGUUUGGGAACUGUCACAAAUACUAUCCUAUGAACCCGAAAACAGAGAGAAGACUCCUCCCCGAGGCAGAAUUUUAUCCGAAUGACACAAGACGCAAAUUAUUGCAGUGAACAGUUGGCCUCACUGGACUCGUAAUAAUUUACUCCAAUCUGCAAACAGCACGCGUUCUUCGUCAAGAGGGGCACACUCUCGCCAGAACGUACACUUCCACAGGUGUUUCUCUACGAAAUAAAUA